Molecule: messenger RNA, 957 nt
Organism: Emiliania huxleyi CCMP1516
Lineage: Eukaryota; Haptophyta; Isochrysidales; Noelaerhabdaceae
Exons: 6
Coding region: 1-957 (318 amino acids)
Source: RefSeq, a predicted model, not a curated record
AUGGGCUCGCCCUCACUGGCCCUCAGUCACUCGUGCUGCGGCUUGUGCAAGCCUCCGUUCGAGCCGCUGAUGGAAGUCUCGGCCGACUGGGCUCUGGCGGACCAGACCCGAACCUUCUGCCUCCUCGUGCUGGACAUGGAGAAUGACUACCUCCCGUAUAUGACUUUUAUGAUGCCGAACGCCGAGGCGGUGCUCGCCGCCUUCCGCAAGGCGCAGCAGCCGGUCGUGUGGACCAACUGGUACCGGCAGGAGGAUGACGGCGCGUACGGAGCCAUCGACCGCUUCUGGGGCCCUCGCGGCCUGUACCCGCCGGGAGGCACCGUCAAAGGGCACGCCGAGAACCCGAUGUGGAUCGACACGAGGUACGGCAAGAACGCGACCGACACGGCGGGCUGCGCGGCGGAGGGUGGUCCGUACACGCACAAGAGCAGCGCGGCCGGAACCGAGGGCUGGCGUGUUAGGCACCUCUCCAAGAUGGCCGACAAGGACGAGCACGGAGACGACAUCCUCUACCCGAUGCUGCAGGCGUGGGGCGUCGACACUAUCGUUAUCGUCGGCGCGUGGACCGAAGACUGCGUCAUCGCGACCUGCUACGAGGCGGCAGACCGCUAUGGUCUCGACGUCGUCCUCGUCACCGACGCCAUCGCAACGGGCUCGCCGGCGGCCUGCGGCAAGACGCUGAUGGCGGAGGAGCUGGUGCAAUACUUCGCGAGCCACCGGCACAAGCUCGGCCCCGCGCAAGCCGAGCUCAACUAUGGCGCCGUUCAGCUGCGCCGCCGCGCCGCCCUGCUGAGCGCCGCGCAGGCCGAGGCGCGCGGUCGCGAGGGCAUCUCGGUGGCGGUCGCCGCGGUGAUCGCGCUGAUGGCGGCCGCGGUCGGCGCAGCGAUCGCCGUCCGCGUCUUCGUUCGUCACCCACUCUCCCACAGCUACGAGAAAAGCCCCGUGCCAUUCACCUAA